Molecule: messenger RNA, 3525 nt
Organism: Salvelinus namaycush (lake trout)
Lineage: Eukaryota; Metazoa; Chordata; Actinopteri; Salmoniformes; Salmonidae
Product: disabled homolog 2-interacting protein-like
Exons: 17
Coding region: 103-3525 (1140 amino acids)
Biological process (GO): regulation of GTPase activity
Source: RefSeq, a predicted model, not a curated record
CUACUGGGUCAGACCCGUCUGCAAAGACAGCACAGUCACUCCAGGAGUAGGACCAGACCCUCCCCAGAGCUCCCUCCUGAGAGGGUGGGUCGCAGGCGCAGCAUGCCGGGCAGCGCUCUGGACAAAAGCACCUCCAUGGAGCCGGCCACCUCUACCACAUUCAAAGUCACGGGCUUCCUGAGCCGCCGACUAAAGGGCUCCAUCAAACGCACCAAGAGCCAACCCAAGCUGGACCGCAACAGCAGCUUCAGAAACAUCCUGCCGGGCUUCAAGACCACAGACAAUGACAGAUCCCAUCUGAUGCCGAGGCUGAAGGAAUCGCGGUCUCACGAGUCGUUGCUCAGCCCCAGCAGUGCAGUAGAAGCUUUAGAUCUCAGCAUGGAGGACGAGGUGUUGAUCAAACCGGUGCACGGCAGCAUCCUGGGCCAGGACUACUGCUUCGAGGUAACCACUUCCACUGGAACCAAAUGCUUUUCGUGUCGGUCAUCUGCCGAGAGGGACAAAUGGAUGGAAAACUUAAGGAGAGCUGUACAUCCUAACAAAGACAACAGUCGGCGUGUGGAGAACCUUCUAAAAUUGUGGAUUAUUGAGGCCAAGGACCUUCCAGCCAAGAAAAGGUAUUUCUGUGAGUUGUGUCUGGACGACACGCUUUACGCACGGACUACCUGCAAACUCAAAAUGGACAAUGUAUUCUGGGGAGAGCACUUUGAGUUCAACAACUUACCUUCCGUCAAAAGUGUCACUGUCCACCUGUACAAGGAGUCGGACAAAAAGAAAAAGAAGGACAAGAACAACUAUGUGGGCCUGGUCAACAUUCCCGUCGGUGCCGUCACGGGACGCCAGUUUGUGGAGAAGUGGUAUUCUGUGAGCACGCCCAACCCGAACAAAGGGAAAACUCCCGGACCUAUGAUUCGGCUCAAGUCGCGGUACCAGAGCAUGAGUAUCCUGCCCAUGGAGUCAUAUAAGGAGUUUGCAGAGUACAUCACCAAUAACUACAUGCUGCUGUGCUCCAUCCUGGAGCCUGGCCUCAGUGUGAAGAACAAGGAGGAGAUGGCCAGUGCCCUGGUUCACAUCCUACAGAGCACCGGCAAGGCUAAGGACUUCCUGACUGACCUGAUGAUGUCAGAAGUGGAUCGCUGUGGGGAGAACGAGCACCUGAUCUUCAGGGAGAACACACUGGCCACCAAAGCCAUUGAGGAGUACCUUAAACUGGUGGGGCAGAAGUACCUGCAGGACGCACUAGGAGAGUUCAUCAAAGCCCUGUACGAGUCAGACGAGAACUGCGAGGUGGACCCAGGGAAGUGUUCCUCAGGAGACCUCCCUGAGAACCAGAGCAACCUGAAGAUGUGCUGUGAGCUGGCCUUCUGCAAGAUCAUCGACUCCUACCGUGUUUUUCCGCGGGAACUGAAGGAGGUGUUCGCCUCGUGGAGGCAGCAGUGCAGCAGUCGGGGCCGGCCGGACAUCAGCGAGCGUCUGAUCAGUGCCUCUCUGUUCCUGCGCUUCCUGUGUCCAGCCGUUAUGUCCCCGUCACUUUUCAACCUGAUGCAGGAGUAUCCCGACGACCGCACCGCUCGCACCCUCACGCUCAUCGCCAAGGUCACGCAGAACCUCGCCAACUUCACCAAGUUUGGUAACAAGGAGGAGUACAUGUCCUUUAUGAACCACUUCCUGGAGCACGAAUGGACCAACAUGCAGCGCUUCCUGCUGGAGAUCUCCAACCCAGAGACCAUCUCCAACACGGCAGGGUUCGAGGGUUACAUCGACCUGGGCCGCGAGCUCUCAUCCCUGCACUCCCUGCUGGCCGAGGACGUCUCUCAGCUGGAUCAGAGCACAGCCUCUAAGCUGGGUCCCCUGGCCCGUAUACUGCGGGAUGUGAACUCCGCUCUGACCAACCCAUCUGGGGUCCAGGUGUCCACCCCCACAGAUGGCAUGGGCUCUCCUCCCCUCCCCCUCCCAUUGGCAAGCUGCAACCUCUCUACCGGCCUACCUCUUCACAAGAUAGUCGUGGACAGCGAGCUCUCUGGGUUGGUGGAUUUUACGAGGCUGCCGUCGCCAACCCCAGAGAACAAGGAUAUAUUCUUUGUGACGAGGAACUCUGGCAUCCAGCAGUCUCCAGCCAGAAGCUCCAGCUACUCGGAGGCCAACGAGGCUGAGGUGCAGCUCCCCAACAGCAGCAAGAGUCUGUCCAUGGUGGACCUGCAGGAAAGCCGCAGCGUGGAGAGUACCCCUGGCCCCGGCCCUGGCUCCCCCAGCGACAUGCUCUUCAACGACAGCCAGUCCCCCGUCACCCCUGGGCCUGGGGGUUGGGCCACCCGCACCCCGCAGGGCAUCAUCCCCACCCCCGGCCCCGGGCCCACUCUAAGGAGGACGGGCCAGACCCCCACCACCCCCAGCACAGAGAGCAGCACCCCAGGGAGGCCCACCCAGCUCCUGGCCCCGCUCUCCUUCCAGAACCCUGUUUACCAGAUGGCCACGGGGAUGACCAUGAGCGUGUCCCCACGGGGUCCCCUGGGCGACUCGGGCUCCGAUGGCCACAGCUCCGUCAGCUCUCAGGGCAACAACACAGAGGACACCCCCAAGCAUCCGGGGGUCUUCCUCACCCAGGGGGUGGCGGUCAGUAGUGGAGGAGGCAGUAGCAGUGAGUUCACCACCCGCCGCCAGCUGUCCCUCGGGGAGCACCAGCCCAACGUGCCGCGGCAGAACAGUGCCGGCCCCCAGCGCAGGAUAGACCAGCCCCCUCCGCCCGUCACCAGGGGCAGGACACCGCCCAACAUGCUCCAGACAGCCUACCCCGGGCCGCGGCCCUCCAGUGGCAGCAUGAUGUCAUCAUCCCCCGACUGGGGGCCCAGUGGCGGCAACCGUCUGAGACAGCAGUCGUCCUCGUCUAAAGGGGACAGUCCUGAGACCAAGCAGCGCACCAUGCACAAACAGGCGGCCUCCCCUGUGAACCCCAAUGCCCUGGACCGUACUGCUGCCUGGCUGUUGAAUAUGAAUGUGCAGUAUUUAGACCAUGAGGGAGUUGACCCAGAUACCAAGCACAGGGAAGACCUCAGAAACAAAGAGGAGCUCACCCAGACUGAAAAGGAAAUAGCCAUCCUGCAGGACAGGCUGUGUCAGUCAGCCAAAAAGCUGGAGGAGUAUGAGUGUCACCUGAAGGGCCAGGACGAGCAGACCCAGACGAUGCUGCUGGAGUACCAGGCGCGCCUGGAGGACACAGAGGAGCGUCUGAGCCGGCAGCAGGACGACAAGGAGCUCCAGAUGAAGAGCAUCAUCACCAGGCUGAUGUCAGUUGAAGAGGAACUGAAAAAAGAUCAUUCAGAUAUGCAGUCGAUAGUGGACUCAAAACAGAAGAUCAUUGAAGCCCAGGAGAAACGCAUCGCCUCUCUAGACGCGGCCAACGCCCGCCUGAUGAGCGCUCUGACCCAGCUGAAGGAGCGCUACAGCAUGCAGACUCGUAACGGCAUCUCCCCCACCAAGCUCCAGAUCACGGAGAACGGAGAGUUCAGGAACAGCAGCAACUGCUAG